AUGUUUCAAUAAGGAAUUAAAAUCUUUUAUAAACUUCAUUUAUUUAUUUAUUUUAAUGUAGAAUAAAAGUAUUAUAGAGGAAAUAUAAAUGGCGUGAAUUAAUAAUAUCACACACCUGUGGGAUAUCAUGGGCUAGGAUUAAAAGUUCUUGACAAUGGAAUUUAUCCUAACGAUGGAUGGUUAAAUGAAGAUACAUCUGAUGCCACAUGGAUUGUGCUUUUUCAUUCUACAUAUCCAUAAUUUGUUAAAAAAAUUAUAUAAGAAGGGUUCAAAGCAGGAAAUGGUUAAGCUUAUAGAGCUUGCGAAUGUCGAUUUGGAAGAGGUAAAGUUGGUACUGGCGUUUAUUUUUCAAAUAAAAUAGAGAAAUGUUAAUAGUUUGGUGAUUCUAUCUAGGUUGGAGAUAAAUUUUACAGGCUUAUAUUUUAGUGCAGAGUUAAUCCUAAAACUGUAAAAAGCCCAAAAGAUAGAGAAGAAUACUAUAUCUGUAAUAAUCCAAAAGAUGCUAGACCUUACAGAAUAUUAAUCUAAGAAUAUAUUAAGGAUAAAGAUAAAAAAAAUUGA
Molecule: messenger RNA, 561 nt
Organism: Tetrahymena thermophila SB210
Lineage: Eukaryota; Ciliophora; Oligohymenophorea; Hymenostomatida; Tetrahymenidae
Exons: 1
Source: RefSeq, a predicted model, not a curated record